Messenger RNA from Camellia sinensis, 932 nucleotides. Its product is annotated as pathogenesis-related family protein. The record is from RefSeq and is a predicted model, not a curated record. Lineage: Eukaryota; Viridiplantae; Streptophyta; Magnoliopsida; Ericales; Theaceae.
AGCCACCAUCUCUACCACUUCCAUUCACUUGAAUCAUUUCCAAACUUGAACAAAGCUAACAACAAUGGAUGCUGUUAAAAUUACAGGAGAUAAGUACAGAUCUUUUUUGCAUGAUGAAGAAACUCAGAAGAACACUCAUUGGAGACAUGGUGGCCCUCCCACCUAUGAUAUUGUCAAUCAGCUCUUUGAACAAGGCCGAACCAAGGAAUGGCCAAAAGGAUCACUGGAAGAGACAGUUCAGAAUGCUAUAAAGUCCUGGGAAAUGGAAGUCUCUCACAAGACUCGCAUAAAGGACUUGAAGACCGUAAACCCUGAGAAAUUCAAGCUCAUCGUUAAUGGAAGAGAGGGAUUAUCAGCAGAAGAAGUUGUGAGGCUUGGGACCUACAAUGCAUUGUUAAAGAAUGAUCUACCGGAAGUGUUUAAGUAUUACAAAGCAGAGGAAGAGAGCUUUGAAUCGUCGCAUGAUGUUUUUUUAUCUGCUUUUCCUCGUGGGUUUGCUUGGGAGGUGAUAAGUGUUCAUUCUGGACCACCCCUGAUUGCUUUCAAGUUCAGGCAUUGGGGCUUCUUUGAGGGUCCUUACAAAGGUCAUGCUCCUACUGGUGAGAUGGUUGAGUUCUGUGGAAUGGGACUUCUCAAGGUUGAUGAAUCUCUAAAGGCAGAAUAUGUUGAACUUUACUUUGAUCCAGGGGAGUUGUUUAGUGGGCUACUCAAGGGACCCGCAACUUCUGAAUCUCAACCCGAGCAACUCGAAUCAUCUACUCGCUGCCCGUUUCAAAAAUAAAUUGACAUGUUUGUUGCAGUUUAUUUUUAUUUUUUUUUAAUAUUUUGAAAAUUUGUACUAGACUAUUUGUUGUCACUUCUCUUUACAACUGAUGUUUUAAUAAAUAAUUUAAAUAAAUACUGAAAAGAUUGAUAAUUUAAAAUAUGAUAAA